CUAGGCGGCAGUAAUGACGAAACAUCGAGAUUGCUUUAGAUUAGAUUGUAUACAUUUAGAUUACUUUACAUUACAUUACCUUAACACUGCAUGAAGUCAUGAAGUCAACCAUUGCAUGUCCGACAUGAUAAAGUGAAAAAAAGUGCACCCGCCUGUCAGCUAGACUCGUAUCACGGUCCACAAGCCAACACGUCGUCUGGGAAUGAUGCGCGGGCUCCUGGAGAGCAGCUGGAGGAGGUUUGGCCCAGCGGGUCGGGGCUCAUACGACUGGGUCACGGCGGCACCUUCAGGCCAAGACAAGCAGGGUUUCAACUGGAACGACCUGGGAGAGGACAGGAAGUACGAACUGCUGGUCUAUGUGGUCCUCCCCGUGGUCUCGGUCCUCCUGCUGGUCCUGGUGGCGGUCUUCGUGUACCGCCGGUGCUCGGGCUCCAAGCUGGGCCUGGCCAAUAUCAUCGCCUUGGACCUGCAGGACGCCGAGAGCAGCGCCGAGUUUCUGUCCUCGCUGACCCGCAACGCUGAACGGCACGCCAGCACCAGCUCCACCGGUUCUGAUGGCGUCUUCGUCAUGGUGUACCUGCCCCCGCCUUAUGAAGAGACCCUCACCAAGAUCACCAGGGCAGCCAGCCUCAGCAGCUCCAAGGAUGCAGAGUCCAUCAAGAUCGAAGACCUGGAGGCCAAGCUGUGCCCGGAGAUCAGGUCCAGCGGUCGCUACGUGUAAUCAGACAUUCGUUGCUCUCUUUUUUUUUUCUUUUUUUUUAAAGCAAGUAAACAAUGUUCAAUUAGUUCAACCUUUGACCCCACUUUUGGUUUCACAUUAGCCUGAUUCCUCCCUCCCAGUGAUCUAGUGAGCGAGCUGCUCAGAACCACACAUACACUUCAUUGUACACGGGACUACAAUCCACCCCCACCAAGGGACCAAGCGAACUUGACCCCAUUUCCAGCCUGCGACUCAAACAUUCUUGAUUGACACGCUUCUCCCAAAGGCUGCUUCUUCUGGAAGAAUUCUGGAAUCUCAUGUUUUGGCAUCCAUCCUGUCAAUCAGAAGUCAGACCUCCAGUUUUCAUCAAGCAGUACACUUUCAGGUCCAUACCGUACCAUACUGUGUUGUAAUGUACCAUAGCGCAUCUGCACAUACCAUACCAUAAAUUCAUGUACCAUUCUGUACUCGUGCGUACCACCUUUUGGCACUCUUUUGAUGUGGUAGCAUGGCUAAAGGGGUGGAGCUAGACGUAGUCCAGUGUGUUGAUUGGUGGACAGAGAAUGGUCACUUCCAGAAUGGGAAGAAGACCAAAACCAAGAACAAUGUCCUCAAUUGUUGUCCGUCCACUCUAUCCACACGAUGAUGUCACUAUUCUAUGUAGCUGACCCCACCUACACACACACAAAAAAUCUGCACUUAAGACUUUCUAACCAUAAAG
This is a messenger RNA of Dunckerocampus dactyliophorus (ringed pipefish), 1421 nucleotides long. Its product is annotated as small integral membrane protein 28-like. Bases 203 to 721 code for a protein of 172 amino acids. The transcript is spliced from 3 exons. NCBI's taxonomy places the organism in Eukaryota, Metazoa, Chordata, Actinopteri, Syngnathiformes, Syngnathidae. The record is from RefSeq and is a predicted model, not a curated record.